CAUCGUUUAGGUGACGCGUUUUUUUUUCAUGACUGAUUCCUAGCGAGCACCAUUGAAGACUGAACUAAACAGAUUGUGAUAGUUUCCAGCGCAUUGGCGGCAGGCUUUCGGCAGUAACUGGAACAGGCCCCCCUUGGACUCACAAAAACCCCUGCGCAAAACAGCUUCAGCCGCCGUAGCCAGAGAGAAACCUCGACCCUAGACUGAGUCACGCCACAAGCCUCGCGAUUCGCGAUGGAGACGACCCUACCGCUGCCCUUCCUGGCCAGCGUCGCCGUGCCGCUGGGACCCGGUGCCGAGCAGGAUGGCCUGUCCCGCGAGCAGCUCGCGUGCCUGGGCGCCGUCUUCCUCGAGGCGACGGCGCAGAACCUGGCCGACGUCCGGGCCUUUCUCGGCCAGGGGGACGGCCUCGCGUUCGAGCCCUACGUCGACGUGACGCGGCUCGAGUCCCGGGACGAGAUACUGGCGCUGCUCGACGGCGGCGCCCGCAAGGUCUUUGUGCGGCCCGAGCAGUUUGACGACCUGAGCGAGCACGGCUCCAGGGUCGCGCAGGCCGUCGCCGCCUCGGCCCAGGGGCUGCCGGCCACCGAGGGCGGGCUGUUGGUGUCGGGCAUCGAGACGGACGGCUCCGACCCCGCCGCCGUCGUCGAGCAACUCAAGUCGCGCAAGAUCCCGCGCCUCUUUGUCAAGCCGGCCCCCGGCGCGGACCUGGCCCGGUUCGUCGAGCUCGCCCGCCAGAUCCCCGCCGUCCCCGUUCUGCCGUCCUCGAGCCUGGCCGCGUCGGCCAAGGACGCGCCGGCCGGGAAGCUGGCCGUGUCGGGGCUCCUGGCGGCGGGCUGGGCCUCGGACCGCGCCGACGGGCUGGUGCCGACGGUGGUGACGGACGAGGGCGGCGUGGCGCUGGGGCUGGUCUACAGCAGCGAAGAGAGCGUGGGCGAGGCGCUGCGCACGCGCACGGGCGUCUACCAGAGCCGCAAGCGCGGGCUCUGGUACAAGGGCGCCACGUCGGGCGACACGCAGCAGCUGGUGCGUAUCUCGCUCGACUGCGACAGCGACACGCUCAAGUUUGUCGUCCGCCAAAAAGGGCGAUUCUGCCACCUUGACCAGGCCGGCUGCUUCGGCGAGACGGGCGGCGUCGCCAAGCUCGAGCGCACGCUGCGGGCCCGCAGGGAGUCGGCGCCCCAGGGCUCCUACACGGCCCGCCUGUUCUCGGACGAGAAGCUCCUCCGGGCCAAGAUCAUGGAGGAGGCCGAGGAGCUGUGCGACGCAAAGACCCCUUCGGACGUCGCCUUUGAGGCCGCUGACCUGAUAUACUUUGCCCUGACCAAGGCGGUGGCGUCGGGCGUGUCGCUGGCUGACAUUGAGAGGAACCUGGACGCGAAGAGCUGGAAGGUCAAGCGUCGCACUGGGGACGCCAAGGGUAAGUGGGCCGAGAAGGAGGGCGUCAAAGCCGCCGGGGGUGCGGCGCCGGCCGCUGUAGAAGCUCCUGCCGCAGCCGCGGACGGGGAGAGGAUAGCCAUGAGGCGCUACGACGCCAGCGUCAACUCGGCGGCAGAGAUUCGGGAGGCGCUCAAGCGGCCGUCGCAGAAGUCGUCGGACGCCAUCAUGAAGAUCAUCGGCCCCAUCGUCGAGGACGUGCGCGCCAACGGCGACAAGGCGCUGCUGGCGUACACGCACAGGUUCGAAAAGGCCACGUCGCUGACGUCCCCGGUGCUGCGCGCGCCGUUCCCGGAGUCGCUCAUGCGGCUGGCCCCGGAGACGGCGCGGGCCAUCGACGUGUCCUUCGAGAACAUUCGGCGCUUCCACGCGGCGCAAAAGGAGGAGAAGCCGCUGCGGGUCGAGACGAUGCCGGGCGUGGUGUGCAGCCGCUUCUCGCGCCCCAUCGAGCGCGUCGGGCUCUACGUGCCUGGCGGCACGGCGGUCCUGCCUAGCACGGCGCUGAUGUUGGGGGUGCCGGCCAUGGUGGCCGGGUGCGGGCGCAUCGUGCUCGCGUCGCCGCCGCGGGCCGACGGCACCGUGACGCCCGAGAUCGUCUACGUGGCGCACAAGGUGGGCGCCGAGAGCAUCGUACUCGCGGGCGGGGCGCAGGCGAUCGCGGCCAUGGCGUACGGCACCGAGAGCGUGGCAAAGGUGGACAAGAUCCUGGGGCCCGGCAACCAGUUCGUCACGGCGGCCAAGAUGCUGGUCAGCAACGACACCAACGCCGGCGUCGGCAUCGACAUGCCCGCGGGGCCGUCCGAGGUCCUGGUCGUGGCCGACUCGGCCGCCGAGCCGGCCUUUGUGGCGUCGGACCUGUUGUCGCAGGCCGAGCACGGCGUCGACAGCCAGGUGGUGCUGGUCGCCGUGGGGCUCGACGAGGCCAGCCUGCGCCGCAUCGAGGACGAGGUGCACCGGCAGGCGACGGCGCUGCCGCGCGUCGACAUUGUGCGCGGCAGCAUCAAGCACUCGCUGACCAUCUCGGUGCGCACCAUCGACGAGGCCAUGGCCAUCAGCAACGACUACGCGCCCGAGCACCUGAUCCUGCAGGUGCGCGACGCCGAGGCCGUCGUGGACAAGGUCAUGAACGCCGGCAGCGUCUUUAUCGGGCAGUGGACGCCCGAGAGCGUGGGCGACUACUCGGCCGGCGUCAACCACUCUCUGCCCACAUAUGGUUACGCCAAGCAGUACUCGGGCGUCAACCUCGGGUCCUUCGUCAAGCACAUCACCAGCUCAAACCUGACGGCCGAGGGCCUGCGCAACGUUGGGGACGCGGUCAUGGAGCUGGCCAGGGUCGAGGAGCUCGAGGCGCACAGGAGAGCGGUCAGCCUGAGGAUCGAGCACAUGAACAAGAGCGGCUUGUCGUAGGGGAGGGUAGGGCGUUGAAACAAAAUUUUGGAGGGCACGGCCAGCUUUUGGGAGGCACAGCACUGUAGAGCCCCAAGUAUAGAGGAAAUCACAAUAAUUCCGAGUUAGUUGAUAUGAAAUCGACUUGUUGUGUUUGCAG
Molecule: messenger RNA, 2983 nt
Organism: Gaeumannomyces tritici R3-111a-1
Lineage: Eukaryota; Fungi; Ascomycota; Sordariomycetes; Magnaporthales; Magnaporthaceae
Product: histidine biosynthesis trifunctional protein
Exons: 2
Coding region: 235-2844 (869 amino acids)
Biological process (GO): L-histidine biosynthetic process
Cellular component (GO): cytoplasm
Molecular function (GO): phosphoribosyl-AMP cyclohydrolase activity; NAD binding; histidinol dehydrogenase activity
Source: RefSeq, a predicted model, not a curated record